Messenger RNA from Wyeomyia smithii (pitcher-plant mosquito), 2799 nucleotides. Its product is annotated as putative polypeptide N-acetylgalactosaminyltransferase 13. Bases 1033 to 2739 code for a protein of 568 amino acids. The record is from RefSeq and is a predicted model, not a curated record. The transcript has 4 exons. Gene Ontology annotation, cellular component: Golgi apparatus. Lineage: Eukaryota; Metazoa; Arthropoda; Insecta; Diptera; Culicidae.
GCCGGUGACGGGCUCGGACCGGCGAUUUGCGCUGUUCCUAGGAGUGUUUUAAUCAGUGUCCUUGACUAGCGAAUGUCACGCUUCGAAAAUCGAUAGGAUUUCAUGGCUCUUUCAUUGGCAGGCGCCACUAGUUUUUGUGUUUGCCGGUCGCAUCUUCUAUUUUAUUGUCCGUCGGAAUAUUAUGGCAACGGAAGUCUGCGGCAGACUUUGCUUACGUGAUUAGCCUGUGGUAUUCGUUAUUUUUUUGCCGGUUGGUGUUUGGUCGCGGAUGAAUGUCGUUCGUUCGUGACAAUGACGUCAAAUUGAACCAAUCAAUCGAUGCUCUUAGUGAUAAGAUUCACGUCACUGCGGAGGAGACCACCCAGUUAUUUAAACUGAUGAAGGGCAUGUCGUGUGAAAAUCGUUUCAGUCUGAAACAUUAAUUGCAUGCAAUCAUUUUUUUUAUACGGCGAUCGCGUGCAGGAUAAAAGCCCGCAGUCAAAGCGCAGACCGGCCAGUAGAAGAAAAGCGUAACAUAAUGUGUGAAUGAAACAAAACAAUAAACCAUUUGUGGCGUUCGUAACAGACGAAGAUUCACCAUCGAUUGACUCAACAUACAUACUUCUGAACAUGAUGCAAAUUGACUUCAAUUGGUUCGUUAUGCGAAAAUUUAGGUUACAACAUAGUUCGAAUCGGCUUAGGAUUGAAUUGAUUAAGGCCUAACACUAUAAUCAAAUCAUACUCAUUAGAACAGUGUUCCAGUUUUACGCAGAAUUUUGUUGCACCCCAUGAUUUAGUUCGCCGCAGAGAUAAUCACCAGUAAGCUUGUUUAGAACUGGAAUAGCAAUCACUAUUUUCGUUCCCAGCAGUGGCUAGAAGAGCGCCAGGGGGGAAAACACGCGCUCGUUUCAGAUUAAGUUCAGUGAGAUUAGCGCCAGUAAAUGAUCGCAUUUCCGUUCAAAGUCCUCAGUAGAGUAACGCAGCGGUAGCACGCCGUUCAGUUGGGGCGUAUCACCGAUCCAUAAAAGCCAGUCGUCAGUUCAAGUGAAAAAAAUGAAAAUUUUCUACCGAAAGAAGUGCGGCUUCCUGCUGAUCCUCGUGUUCGGCCUGCUGUUCCUUGGCUGGAACAAUCUGUAUUUGUUCCACGCGCCGCGCCUGAAGCGAAAGGUGCUCGACCUGAAUCGGAGGGCCAGUUUGGCCCUCUUGGUCGACCACUGGCAGCAACUGAUCGGCGAUAAAUACGCAGCGCUGCCCACCGUAGCCGACAACGGAACCGGUACCGCCUCCUUCCAGCGCCAUUAUUUCAACUUGGAGCAGAGCGAUCGGAUUGGCAUCAAUCGAUCGCUGCCGGACACACGACAUGCAAAUUGCAAAUCUCGAACCUACUUAACAAACCGGGGGACGACAUCGGUAAUAAUCACCUUCCACAAUGAGGCCACAUCGGCGUUACUGCGGACGAUUGUCAGCCUGCUGCAGCGAACCCCAGCCGAGCUACUGCACGAAAUUAUCGUCAUCGACGAUGGCAGCAGCACCCUGGAGGACAAUCUGGACUUUCUGAAUCGCAUCCCGUUCGUCCGCUUCCACCGGAACUACGUUCGCGAGGGGUUGAUUCGUUCCAGAAAUAUUGGCGUGGCCUAUGCCAGUGGGGAUUACGUGGUUUUUCUUGACAGCCACUGCGAGGUGAAUCGCGGAUGGUUGGAACCGCUGCUCGAUCGGUUGGCCAUCGAUGGCAGCGCCAUACUGAGUCCGGUCAUUGACAUCAUCGAUCCGGACUCGUUCCAGUAUCGGCCGAACUCAGCACGACUGCGGGGUGGCUUCGAUUGGAGCUUGCAUUUUCGGUGGCUUCCGGUGGGUGAGGAAGAACUGGAACAUAGAAACUAUGACGAAUCGUUGCCGUUCUACAGUCCGGCAACCUCCGGUGGAGUGUUUAUCAUUUCAAAAGCUUUGUUUCAGCAGCUCGGAGGUUUCGAUGGCGGUAUGGAGAUCUGGGGAGGCGAAGCGCUAGAAUUUUCUCUGAAGUCGUGGCUUUGUGGAGCUCAUAUUGAAGUGGUGCCUUGCUCUAGGGUUGGACACGUGUUUCGUCGAAAACAUCCGUACGGAUUUCCGCUAGGCAGCACCGCUACUUAUCUUAGGAAUUCGAAACGUAUAGCAACUGUCUGGUUGGACGAGUUCAAGAACUUCUUCUACGAAACCCGACCGGAUGCAGUCCAACUGAACGUGGGUUCCGUUUCGGAACUACAGAAUCUCCGACGUCGAUUGAAUUGUCGCAAAUUUAGUUGGUAUCUGCAAAACGUGUUUGUUGGUUUGAAACUCCCCAACCAGAAUAAUGUCGCUUUCGGGCACCUGCGGCACGGAGAUCGUUGUCUGGAUGUGAAGCUGAAGUUCAACAGAAAGCCUCGGCAGCACAGUAAAUCUGCUGAGGAGAAUGAUGUGAUUUUGAUUGACUGCAGCAAGGAUGAUUCGGAAGGGAUAGCAACUAAAUGGUCGCUGAGUAAGAAAAGUGGCCAGCUUAGAACCGAUUCUGGUGCCUGUUUAAGCGUUAAAGACCGGCGUGUCAUGCUAGAGCAAUGUGAGGAGGUCGAGAAGCUCAGUCACCAACAGGAACAUCGGUGGAUCCGGAUGGGGGGCACGCUGGUGCACAGCAACAGUGGAAUGUGCCUGGAAAAUCUGGUCAGCACGGAUGUUGGUGCCAGUGAGUGCCGAGUGGGUGCUCCUAGUCAGCUGUGGAGCUUCUCGCUGGAGAUACAACAGAUGGUGUAGAGUGACGUGACAGUGUUUCUAUGCUUUUAUGCUAUUAAAUUUUGCUCUCAGAAUUGUUGA